GUUUCUGACUUCUUCGCCGAGCUGAUCUACCAAAGUCAGUCUCAAUCAGCACCGUCUAUUUUAGACUAGUGCUCGCGAAGGUUCUCCGAUCCAAAGGAAGCAUGAGGCUCAUCAAUGUUGAUUCCCUCCAGUUGGAGGAAUUCUUUGAUGACGACAUGCCUGAAUACGCGAUUCUCUCUCACACUUGGGAAAGGGAUGAAGUUACGUUUCAAUAUCUCUGCUGGCUCCACGAAUACGAGCAGAAUCGCGAAGCUUUUGCUUCUGUCGAAGCCCUAGUGGCGUCGGCUACGAUAAAGUCGACGAACAAGGCCAAGAGUCUACGACAACGGUCCGACAAGAUUGUCCAGAGCGCACGCCUUGCAAAAGAACAUGAAUUACAAUAUGUUUGGGUUGACACGUGCUGUAUAGACAAGAUCAGCAGUGCCGAACUGUCCGAAGCCAUCAACUCCAUGUUCCGAUGGUACCAAGAGGCGCGCUUAUGUCUUGUGUUUUUGUCGGAUUUCGGGCCAGAUAGUGCUAGGACCGCCCCUUUCGAGUUCGCACAUUGCAGAUGGUUCACCAGGGGGUGGACACUGCAAGAGCUCUUGGCCCCACUAGACAUGGACUUCUAUAACAAGAAGUGGGAGCCCGUGGGAGCUAAAAAGUCCUUGGAAGGUCAACUUUCAGAAAUCACUGGUAUACCAAGGACUAUCUUGGUACAAACACAUUCGUUCCUUGAUGUUUGCCUGGCAUCGAGAAUGUCGUGGGCAAGUAGGAGACAGACUUGACGCAAAGAGGAUUUGGCGUACUGUCUCCUUGGUCUCUUCGACAUCAAUAUGCCUCUUCUUUACGGAGAGGGUGACAUGGCCUUCGUCCGUCUGCAACAAGAGAUUAUUAAGGAAACCACUGACCAAAGUCUACUGGUCUGCUGGGGUCCCAGAAAUCCUAUCAGCACCAGAGCUAUCAACACCAGAGCUAUCAACA
Messenger RNA from Colletotrichum phormii, 963 nucleotides. RefSeq names its product heterokaryon incompatibility protein-domain-containing protein. The coding region runs from base 102 to 767 and encodes 221 amino acids. The transcript is spliced from 2 exons. The record is from RefSeq and is a predicted model, not a curated record. Lineage: Eukaryota; Fungi; Ascomycota; Sordariomycetes; Glomerellales; Glomerellaceae.